AUGCUCAACAAGCUUAAGGGAGAGGAGGUGAAGGCAGUAGCAGUGGUAGCAACAGUACGCUGCGGAGGUUCGGCGGGAUGCGUACUAGCCAAUCGCCUGUCGGCCGACCCAACCAGAACGGUGCUGUUGAUCGAGGCCGGAGGUAUGGAGGACGCUUUUGCACAGAUUCCGCUGUUCGCACCGCUGCUCAUCGGGGACAGGUUCGACUGGAAAUACUUGCCUGAGCCGCAGGAACACGCCUGCCUUUCCAUGAAGGAUCAGAGGUGUCCGUGGGCACGCGGAAAAGCCUUGGGAGGCUCGAGCGCCAUAAACUUCAUGUUUUAUGUUCGCGGGAACCGGCGCGACUACGACAUUUGGAGGGACGAGUUCGGAGCGUACGGUUGGUCCUACGACGACGUGUUGCCGCACUUCAAGAAUAUUGAAACAUCGAGAGUUCCAGACCAUGAAGAGUUAUAUCGUGGCACUACCGGAGAAAUACCUGUGGUCUAUGCGAAUACGCAUACUCGUCUGAGCGAAGCGUUCUUGGAAGCCUGUAAGGAAAAUGGCUACCCCAUCAUUGACUACAAUGGAAGAUCACAGGCGGGGUGCUCCAGACUGCAAGCCAAUAUGCUCCGUGGUGAGCGCUGCAGCGCUAGCAAAUGUUUCAUCACGCCUAUAUUACACAGGAAAAAUUUGCACAUUUCGCUACACAGCCAUGCUACAAAGGUGCUUUUUGAUGGAAAGCGUGCCACCGGAAUACGUUUUGCCAAUCACGGUAGGGAGUACCAAGUUAACGCUACUCGCGAGGUCGUCAUCUCGGCCGGAGCCAUCGGUUCUCCUCAGUUGCUCUUGCUGUCAGGCGUCGGCCCUCGCCAUGACCUCGAAAAGCUUAAGAUUCCUGUCGUCGCUGAUCUACCGGUGGGCGAAAACCUUCAGGAUCAUAUGCACGUCGACGGCAUCGCUGGCACGCUUCGUUGGCCAACCGGCAUUAACCUUUUCAGGCUUUCGACAGUGACUAAGUACGCGACCAGGCGGUCAGUGGCUUACUUCGGCUAUGCAAGGAUAUACCUAGCGUGA
Molecule: messenger RNA, 1056 nt
Organism: Rhipicephalus sanguineus (brown dog tick)
Lineage: Eukaryota; Metazoa; Arthropoda; Arachnida; Ixodida; Ixodidae
Product: glucose dehydrogenase [FAD, quinone]-like
Exons: 8
Coding region: 1-1056 (351 amino acids)
Molecular function (GO): oxidoreductase activity, acting on CH-OH group of donors; flavin adenine dinucleotide binding
Source: RefSeq, a predicted model, not a curated record